AUGGACCAGAGGAACCAGAGGGACGAACAAUACGGGAUGAGAGACCAGGGUUUGGCUACGCAGCGCUUCGCACGCAGGCGGUGUGGCCCCGGCCUCAGUCCCAGCACCUCCUCCUCCAGGCGCAGCGCGGAGAGAAUGGAGCCGCGGUGGAGGGUGCGCGAUGGUGAGUGCGCGCGUAGUAAGAGAGAGGCGUGCGUGCGUAAAGUGGACCGGACCAUCAGACCAUGUGCGAGGGACGGAGAGGGACAUUUGCCGCUGGAAACCGGAGCACCUGGAGGAAACUGGAGCACCUGUAGCAAACCGGAGCACCUGGAGGAAAUCAGAGCACCUGGAGAAAACCGGAGCACCUGGAGGAAAUCAAAGCACCUGGAGGAAACCGGAGCACCUGGAGGAAACCGGAGAACCUGUAGGAAACCGAAGCACCUGGAGGAAAUCGGAGCACCUGGAGAAAACCGGAGCACCUGGAGGAAAUCGGAGCACCUGGAGGAAACCGGAGCACCUGGAGGAAACCGGAGAACCUGUAGGAAACCGAAGCACCUGGAGGAAAUUGGAGCACCUGUAGGAAACCGGAGCACCUGUAGGAAACCGGAGCACCUGGAGGAAAUCGGAGCACCUGGAAGAAAUCGGAGCACCUGGAGGAAACCGGAGCACCUGUAG
Molecule: messenger RNA, 657 nt
Organism: Knipowitschia caucasica
Lineage: Eukaryota; Metazoa; Chordata; Actinopteri; Gobiiformes; Gobiidae
Source: the annotation of a GenBank genome assembly